Messenger RNA from Ceratina calcarata, 2221 nucleotides. Its product is annotated as heparan-alpha-glucosaminide N-acetyltransferase. The coding region runs from base 297 to 2006 and encodes 569 amino acids. Lineage: Eukaryota; Metazoa; Arthropoda; Insecta; Hymenoptera; Apidae. The record is from RefSeq and is a predicted model, not a curated record. The transcript is spliced from 12 exons.
AGGAAGUAUCGAUUGUCAGAGGUCAUCAACAGUUAGACGCAGCUUUCUAGUAUUUCUCACGCAGUGAAAUUACGCAAUUGAUAUUGAUAAUUAUUGAUAGCAAAAUUCACUUGUUCCUGUCUACAUACAUUUUCCUGCAUAAGUGAAUUUGCGUACAGGUCCUUUGUGUAUUUCCGAGGAAAAUACUGCGCCAUUAAUUAUUAUGUGAUGUGAUACUCAAUCUUUCCUGCUACAAGUUUACUGGGAAUUAGUAGAACUCAUGUAAUUAUUUGGAACUGCAGUCAGAAUCUUUAAAAAUGGCAAACCAAACGAGGGGUUGUAUAAACUCUACUCUUGGUAUAGACGAGGCCUGUCUCGUACUUAAAGAUCUAACAAAUUAUCCUGCGAUCUUUCAUGCGAUAGCACGUGAAGCUUACAUGGGCUUAGGCUUCCCAUUAGCUAAUUUAGAACCAGGGACAAAUACAAGCCUGAUCAUAAGCACAAAACGUCCACUGCACAUUUACUAUCAGACUAUUGAAGACGGUCAAUACCGUGACAAUUGCCAUACGGCGUAUAACUUCAAAGAACAUGGCCUGUACAGGUGGAAUUUGUCAGACGGUGGUAUUUGCCAUGAAAUAGAAACUUUACGCCAACCAGUACAGAGCUACCUUCCGAUCUUUGCUGUAUUUAUGCUGUUAGUCAUAUUGGCAAUUCUCCGGUCGGCAACCAGCGUUGUAAUACGUGUGAUAAGAGGAAAACUGUCGCCGGACAAUGUACAAGAUGAUUUGGACAGACUUCAAGAGAAUGAAAGCGUGACGCAUACUGUGAUUGUAACUACGAAAUCUAGCAUGAGGAUUAAAUCAGUGGACGCGUUUCGAGGAAUCGCUUUAUUGUUAAUGAUAUUCGUUAAUAAUGGAGGUGGCCAGUACGUGUUCUUCAAUCACAGCGCAUGGUUCGGCUUGACCGUAGCAGAUCUGGUACUUCCUUGGUUCGCUUGGGUCAUGGGAUUGUCUAUAACGAUCUCGAAGAGAGCUGAACUUCGCGUAACGACUUCGCGUUUAAUGAUAAUUACCCGGUGUAUCCGAAGAUUUGUAUUACUCAUUCUCCUGGGAUUAAUGGUGAACUCGAUUCACAGUAAAACUCUGCACGAUCUUCGCAUCCCAGGAGUUCUCCAAUUACUGGCUGUCGCGUACUUCGUGUGCACCAUUUUGGAGACGAUCUUCAUGAAACCUCACACGCAGGAUACGUUACUCCAGUUCGGACGGUUUGCUAUGUUCCGGGACAUCGUCGAUAGCUGGCCUCAAUGGUUGAUUAUGACAUGCAUCGUCACCACGCAUACUCUCAUCACUUUCCUUCUCCCCGUGCCAAAUUGCCCCUCGGGUUUCUUCAGUCCUGGUGGAAAGUAUCAGUACUAUGGAAAGUAUGAGAACUGCACCGCUGGCGCAGCUGGGUACAUAGACAGGAUGCUGUUUGGGGAACACAUGUAUCCUGUGACGAACGAUCCCGUUUACGGACCUAUCGCUCGUCACGAUCCCGAAGGAUUAAUGAACACGAUAUCUGCAAUAUUCAUCGUCUAUCUCGGUGUUCACGCUGGCAAGAUCUUGAUACAGUACUAUCAAUGCAAUUCGCGAGUGAUCAGAUGGUUACUCUGGGCAGUCCUUACGGGUAUCGUUGCUGGAAUCUUGUGCAAGUUCAGUGCUUCAGAAGGAGUGAUCCCGAUCAGCAAGAAGAUGAUGACCUUGUCGUACGUCUUGGCUUGUUCCAGUUUGGCUUUCCUCCUCUACACGAUCCUGUACGUUCUCAUCGAUUACAAGCAAGUCUGGAGCGGAGCACCGUUCAUCUACGCUGGGUCGAACCCGAUCUUCAUUUACGUCGGUCACGUGCUGACGAAAGGCUUAUUCCCCUGGGCUUGGCACUACGCUCAUUCCUGCCACGCGGUCGAACUUAUUAUCAACUUGUGGACAACGGUAUUAUGGGGACUGAUCGGUUACGUUCUCUACCGGUCAGAUGUUAUUAUAACUAUUUAAAAGUAAUAAGUGUUUAAAAGAAAGUAUAAAUGUUUAUAACGACUGGAAUAUUUUUGAGUUUAACAUUUCUAAGAUCACGAAGAAACGGAAUCAUUUUAUUUGAAGACCUCUGUUAACUGAUACUAUGUGAAGAAUCCCCUGGAUUUAAUUUUAAUUUAAGCGUUACACUGUAGUUCUAAUAAAUGUAAUAAUAAAUAAAUGUAUUUUCUUCUGUA